AUGGGCUUACAUAUAUUCCGAUUACUCUGUAAAAUCCUCGUCGCAACUAUCCUCUUCCAUGGCUCGUGCUACUCUGAUAAAGAUGGACAGUAUACAUUUAUGAAAGAUGCAAUAGUAGCACCAACUUAUGCUUCCUUCGACUACAUAGUCAUCGGAGGAGGAACCUCCGGUUGUGCUUUAGCCACAACGCUCUCUCAAAACGCCAGUGUUUUAGUUUUGGAACGUGGCGGCUCUCCUUAUGACAAUCUAACGGCGACGGACCUCGGUAACGUCAUACCAAGCUCGUGGUCACAACCUUUCACCUCCAAGGACGGCGUUGACAACCAACGGGCACGUGUCCUCGGUGGCGGCACAGUGAUAAAUGGAGGAUUCUACACACGUGCAGGUGAUGAUUACGUGGCAGAGGCUAAGUGGGAGAUGGAGGAUGUGGAAAGUGCUUACGAGUGGAUCGAGAAGAAACUUGUGUUUAAGCCACAAGUCAAGGGAUGGCAAUCGGCGUAUUUAAAAGGGCUUUUGGAGGCUGAUGUGACUCCGUACAACGGUUUUACGUACGAACAUAUCAACGGGACGAAGAUCGGUGGUACGCUCUUUGACAUCGGUGGCCAUAGACACUCGGCGGCAGAUCUGUUAAAGUAUGCUAAUCCGGAUAAGAUUGUUGUCUACUUGAACGCUACAGUUCAUAAGAUCCUCUUUACCACCAAAGGAGACCAAAAACUUAAAGCACAUGGAGUGAUAUACAAAGACAGAGAUGGAGUGUUCCACAAGGCAGAACUGGCGGAAAAUGUAAUGAACGAGGUGAUUUUGUCUGCGGGUGCUCUCGGAAGCCCACAGUUGUUGAUGUUGAGCGGUGUAGGUCCGAGGGCUCAUCUUGAGGCCCACGGGGUGAAUCCUGUGGUCCGAGAUCAUCCCAUGGUUGGAAAAGGGAUGGGAGAUAAUCCGAUGAGCGGUGUUGUCAUCCCUUCUCCUCUACCUGUAGAAAUGGUUCCCCCAGCGAACGUUGGGAUCACCAAGUUUGGUAGUUUCGUUGAAGGCGCGGCACUAGACUCAUUAAGUCAGACACCCUCCAUCAAAUCAAAUAGUGGUUUGAUCGUUGAGAAAGUUGAUGGACCGGUCUCGAGAGGUUACUUGGAGCUUCAGAACACAAAUCCAGAUGAUAACCCUUCCGUGAAAUUCAACUACUAUCAAGAGCAUGAGGAUCUUGAGAAAUGUGUUAUAGGACUUGAAACCAUUAUUAAAGUGAUAGACUCGAAGGCUUUCUCAAAAUAUAAGUAUCCGAAUGCUACCGCAAUUGAACUUCUCAGUCUCAUGCUGAGCCCUCAGACCGCAGUGUCCAAUUUGACGCAGUAUUGCAUCGACACUGUGAGGACUAUUUUUCAUUACCAUGGAGGUUGCCAAGUUGGAAGAGUUGUCGACAAGAACUACAAAGUCUUUGGCAUUGAUUCCUUAAGGGUUAUCGAUGGAUCCACGUUUCUCAAGUCUCCGGGGACUAAUCCGCAAGCCACAGUCUUGAUGCUCGGAAGGUACAUGGGACAGAAGAUUAUUCAAGACCGAGUUUCUUUCGGGGGGAAAUAA
Molecule: messenger RNA, 1572 nt
Organism: Microthlaspi erraticum
Lineage: Eukaryota; Viridiplantae; Streptophyta; Magnoliopsida; Brassicales; Brassicaceae
Source: the annotation of a GenBank genome assembly